This is a messenger RNA of Rubroshorea leprosula, 613 nucleotides long. Lineage: Eukaryota; Viridiplantae; Streptophyta; Magnoliopsida; Malvales; Dipterocarpaceae. The record is from the annotation of a GenBank genome assembly.
AUUGAUCCAAGUGGUGAAAUUAUGGUUUUGACAAGGUUUUGCCCUUGGAAGCUUCAUCUAUUUGAGCUUGAGGAGGAGAUGAAAAUCGAACCUUCUAUUAAAUAUGUUCUUUAUGAGGAUGAGAGGAGCAGACAAUGGCGAGUGCAGGCCGUGGCAAUAGCUCCUGAUAGAUUUGAGAGCAGGAAGCCUCUGCCUGCUCAGUGGCGAGGCCUGAGAGAUGAUGAACUCUCAAAGGAAACAGGAAUACCUGGCUGUGUCUUUGUCCAUAUGAGCGGGUUUAUCGGUGGAAAUCAAACUUAUGAGGGUGCUCUAGCCUUGGCAAGAAACGCUUUGAAACUCUAGGGUCUGGUGACUCUAGUCUAUUGAAUUCAUGGUUUAUCUCAGCUUCUGGAUUACCAACACAAAUUUGAGAACUUUAGCCUGCGGCUUUGAAUUCAUGUUUAUUCUGUGUGAGAAUUCUGUCAUGAGUUACCAACACCAAUUGGACAACCUUUACCUCUCUGUGCUUAAAAUGUAGUAAGUCGUUUUCAUUCCAAACUUCUAAAAUUAUUUGUUACGUCUUAAAAUCAUAGAAGUGAUUUGUGAUUGAAGUUAAUUAAUACCUGUUCAUUUU